AUGUGCCCGUGCCCCCUGCACCGCGGCCGCGGCCCCCCAGCCGUGUGCGCCUGCAGUGCAGGCCGCCUGGGUCUGCGCUCGUCCGCGGCGCAGCUCACCGCCGCCCGGCUCAAGGCGCUCGGCGACGAGCUGCACCAGCGCACCAUGUGGCGGCGCCGCGCGCGGAGCCGGAGGGCGCCGGCGCCCGGCGCGCUCCCCACCUACUGGCCCUGGCUGUGCGCGGCCGCGCAGGUGGCGGCGCUGGCGGCCUGGCUGCUCGGCAGGCGGAACUUGUAGGAACGCGGGGCUUCUUGGUGGGGCCGGAGCCGAGACCCAGCCGGAGCGAGCAACAGGUUGGUGAAAACCCUGUGUCCUUGGAGAAAGCUGGUUCCCAUUUUCCUGAGGGGGAGCCCAGAGCUUGAAAGGCCGCGUUGGCACUUCGAGAAGGAAGUGGAGAAUAAAGACAGUGCCUGGGGCACUAGAAGCAUCGCGGAAUGGGACUGGGGACGCCCUUUGGAUAUCCAGCUGCAGAAACAGACGCCCCAAUGCUAUUGACACACAGCUCUCUCUAUAUAUAAAAAAAUAUGAAUAUUACUAUUCAGUGCAUGCCUGUCGAGGACGUGGUCCCCUCCCUUCUCUGCAUCUUCCCAUGUGAACUCUGAUAGUCUUUCAUGUCUGGGGCACCGGAAGAGAGAUGCCUACUGUGUACCGAGAAAAUUUGCAAAGACUGGUGGGAAUUAGCCUGAGUCAACCAACCACCUGGGGAGGGAUGCUUGGUGGAGUGAGAGGUGACAUUGCAAAAGGCAAAAUAAGAAAAGUGGGGAGGAUUCAAGGCCAGUUGGUAGGGGCCGUCUGGGAUACCUCCAUUUCCAAGUCUUGACAAGUCCCAGCCUCUCUAUACCUACCUAGAUAGCUAGUCCCACUGUCACAUCAAGACAAAUGGGAUUUUUUUUUUUUCCUGCCAAUCUGGUGUCUCCGGUGCUUCUCUUCAAUUUUGCUGGUGCUAAGUGUGUUCUUGCUGGGUGCUGCCGUGAUAUUCUGUUGCCAGACAGGGGACAAGAGAGAUUUAUAUUUUGCUGUUUCGGAUUCAUUUUUUAAAGGGACGAGGGAAAAGUGCCACUUGAGAGUCUCGUCUCUUUCUCUGUGUGGGAACGAAUAUCCAGAGGCGUUUUGGAGCAAACCUUCGGGGUCUGGGAAGGAGAAUGGAAGGGGUUGGCACUGAGUGGCAUGUUGGUUACGAAGUGGAAAGCUGACCUCAUAUGUGACUUGUUUGCUGUCUCCUCCACCCCAGAAAAAGUAUCCUGGGAGUUCAGCCCACAGCCGCCCUCACUCCCCAAGGGGAUUUCAGGGCUUAGGUUUUAUGGAUUAAAGAGCCAAGAAAUGGCUAUGUUCUGGUCAAGGGUGAUUUAUAAGCAAGGGAUGUCGGGGGAGGGAGCGGGUCAUUUAAAUGAAAUGCACCAGCGUCUCACUGACUGACAGAGGGUCUGAUUCCCGCUGCCCCCCCCCCCAUAAGCUCCUAUUUUCAGAAGUUUCUAGAAGGGCUAAAAAAAGAUGUGUGCUGGACCGAGACUUGGCUGCAAAGACUCUUCAGGGAACAAUGAUUAUUUUUUUGCUUUCAUUUUAAAAAGUCCAACAAAAACAGGUAUUAUUCCUCUGUGCAGGGUAUCACACACUGAUGUUUUCAAAGCUGAGAUGGUGAGGCGCCAGGCUGCAGUUUCAGUCAUUCUACAAGGCUGGAUUUGUAGGUCACCACCCAGUACGUAUAGACGCGGUGUCCACUGGGCUGGUUAGCAGACACCCUUCCACUUCUAAGAAGUCG
This is a messenger RNA of Rhinolophus ferrumequinum (greater horseshoe bat), 1798 nucleotides long. RefSeq names its product harakiri, BCL2 interacting protein (gene HRK). Gene Ontology annotation, cellular component: mitochondrion. The coding region runs from base 1 to 276 and encodes 91 amino acids. The transcript has 2 exons. Gene Ontology annotation, biological process: positive regulation of apoptotic process. Lineage: Eukaryota; Metazoa; Chordata; Mammalia; Chiroptera; Rhinolophidae. The record is from RefSeq and is a predicted model, not a curated record.